UGUCGUCGUCGGCAUUGUUCGAUGGAGGGCGGGAGGUGCUGCGCACGUCCCAUCACGACGGAAAUGGCUUCGCGCUCUAUCAGACGUGAUCCUGGAAGGGAUAGUAGGGGCCAGGAAAUCGUCCGUGUUGUCGAAGAAGGAGAGCCCGACGAGCCCGAGGGAUGUCUGAAGGUAGCGAAAUCCUUCGCUUCCCACGGCCUAAAAUGGACCGGCAAAUCCGCAGCGACCGAGGCAAGGUCCGUCUUGCUAUCGCGCUCCAGUUUAGGCCGUGGGAAGCGAAGGAUGCGUUACAGUGUUGACGUCAUCUGUGAUCACAACACUGCCAUGUUGGUGGAAAGAGGUGUGGGGUUUCAUGGUACCCUGAAGAAGGAGGAGGAGGAGGAGGAGGAGGAGGAGGAGGAGGAAGAGGAGGAGGAGGAAGAGGAGAGGAGAGGCAAGAGUGGAGAGAAGUCGAAGCAGACGCUAUUGAGGGAGCAGAGGUGGACGGGGAUCUUGGGAGGCCAGGUUGUUGCUGGGACCGGCUUUUGCGUUGGGAUCGCAGCGGCGUUGUUGAUUGGAGGGCAGGUGGCAUAUGCAGCAGCCCCCGCCCGUGCAGAGAUAAUCCGAGGGUCUAGCGAUCAUUGGGCGGAGGAGCGCCACGUGUCGCGCAGCUCAUCUCUUGAUUACCGAGAGAUGAUGAGGAAGCACCGCGAUGAAUUAGCUCGGCGGUCUAUGUUCACACGGGAUGCCUGGCUGGGUAUGAUCCGACUGCGCGAUUACGGCGAUCUAGUAGCGGAGAGCGAGGAGGCGGAACGCGACUGCAAAUCUGGCUGUGCACAAAAUCGGAGCGAGCUUGAUGUGAAAACCGUGGAGUACAGUGAGGCUGAAGAUGUUCGUGUGGUUAUCUGCUUUUCGUAUCUGUGCCUGUGGCUGUGCUCCAUCUCAAACUGGUGUCUGCUGGUGCGUUCGUCGCUGCCUUGUACUGCGAAUCUGCUUGCCGUAACCAUUACUGCGACGGGAAUCAUCAUGCAGGAAUAUUUUGACCCGAAAGGAGGUUUUAUGCAGGCAAGGUGGUCCGGUGAACUUGCUCGGAGUUUCAAAAGGGCAGGCGGUGUACUUCAAACGAAGGGACAAACGUACGCUCUCAUAAAGGAGAUGGUGGGGUCGCUGGGAGACAGGUAUACCGCAUUUCUGACACCAUCUGAAUACCGAGUGGCACUGAGAAGGCCUAGUCAAGCAGAGAUCAAAUAUCUGGCAGCGAGAUACACGGGUGUUGGGAUGGAGUUGGGAAAGCGGUCACCAUUUGGAGGAAUCACAGUCAUUGCACCUUUCGCAGGCUCUCCGGCAGAAGAGGGUGGCAUAGUUGGAGGGGAGCGCCUUCUCGCAAUUGAUGGUCUUCCCGUUGAUACACUGACGUCCGAUGAGGCGAUUACGCUGCUUCGCGGUCCAACUGGGUCUACGGUCGAGUUGGUUAUUGCCGGCGAUUCACCUGCAGCACCUGAGAGGAGGGUUACUCUUGAAAGGCGUAAACUAGCUUUGCCACCAAUGAAACAGAGGAAUAUUACUGGGCAGAAUGGCCAGCGAAUUGUCAAGUACAUACGACUCCACUACUUCACAGAUGAAGGGAUGAAGGAAAUGGCGGCCGCGAUCAAGGAAGGCGAGGCACUCGGUGUUGAUGGCUACAUUGUCGAUCUCCGGAACAAUCCUGGGGGUGUCUUUGAAGAGGCCAUCGCUAUGGCGGCUCUUUGGCUCGACUGUCAAGACUGUACAAUAACUGAGAUUGUUCGUGGGAACAAUGAUGAGUAUGCUUACCGCACCAAUCACCUCCCCGAAGAAGUGUUUGACAAAAAGCAGCCGGCGGCGCUAACUCAUGCACCCUUAGUGAUUAUUACAAACAGAAGCAGUGCGAGCGCUAGUGAGGUCUCGCACACAGAGGAACCUGAGAGGGACUACAGGGAAAUGCAAGCUGACAGUCAAUCCUCCGAUACUGAGAAGUUCUUCAACUUGACUGGCCUGUUAGAAGAAGCAUGGGCUGCGGGGAAGAAAGUUGUCACCUUUGUCUCAUGUGGAGGCGAGGUCUCGGGAGAGAAGUGGUCUAUAGUAAAGAGACUGUUUGGCACGUCGACGCUGAUUUGUGAGCAAGGGAAAAGUCCUCUUGUUAGGUCCAAACAAAGGCUGGAGGAAGGGGGCCUUUCCAGAGUAGCACCUAUUGUCAAGGCUGAGAACGCGAGAGAUAGAGGGAAAGGCUACCUCACAACACUCCUAGAGAUGCCUAGGAAACAGGUGGAACUCAAGAGCUUUGGCAUUUCCAAACUGGCCUAUUUGUACAGAUGUGCCAGGGAAUUUAGCACUAGAACCACGAGGAAGACACUGAAAGAAAUGUUAGCAGUAGUGAUCAGGAAGAAGACGGGUGUGAACAUCAGACUGAAGGUAAAUAUAGAAGUGAAGUACAACCACCGUCUGAGGAAGAAGAAGAUUCACGAGGCAGCAGUGAAGUACAUGGACAGAUGUAAGAUCCAUCCAGUUCUGAAAACAAUGAUGAGACACAGAGUGAGGGUGGUAUGGAAAAAGAAUAGAAUGGUUGAGCAGGUCCUCACAAACCAUCGAGCAGCGGCUAGAGCACCCAGCAUGGCAUGCACAUGUCACCAGGAUCAGUUACCGAGGAGCGAAGGACAUGUGCUAGCUAGGAUAUCGCAAUGCAAAGGGGCCAACCCCUUUCUUCAUAAUGGGAAGAACAUCUUGCAGAGCACCUAUGACCCGAAACUCUCGGAGGUGCAGCAAGCCGUUGAGCAGCCCCUUAAGCUUGUGAUGAAGGAAGACCAUAUCUCUACAGGAGGGAGCUGGUUUGAGGAGUGUAUCUCUAAGGGAGCAAUGACGCGACCGGGAUGUACUGACGUACAGGCUUACAGGCUAGCAGAGGAGUUCCGCCACUUGGUGGUAGCCCCGGUAGAUCGGAACCCCGAUGACCUGGUAGUCAUGUGCCCAUCCACCUAUCAUCACGGACUGCAGUUGAUGUUUAACCUCAAUGUAGCCUACGAACAAGUCGCGGAGAAAACAGAGGCGGACGUACUGGCCGUGGUACGUAAGGAGUUCAGGAAGCAAAAUUUAGACAAGAUUGGGGCUUGGAACCCCGCAGCCAAGCUUGGGCAGGCAUACACCCUGCCUAAGCACAAGGACCUGACAAGGUGGAGACCUAUUGCACCAGCAUGUGCAGAUGGCACGAGGGCUGCAGGAAGAAGGAUAGCCAGGGCACUGAACCAUUUGCUGGAGAAAGUGGCUUGGAACCCCGCAGCCAAGCUUGGGCAGGCAUACACCUAUGGCACGAGGGCUGCAGGAAGAAGGAUAGCCAGGGCACUGAACCAUUUGCUGGAGAAAGUGCCAGAUGCUAGGCACUUCAACUUGAAAGCUACGGCUCUGCUGAAGCCGAACCUGGAGAAAGCAGGCAAGAAGCUGAAGCUGUUUGGCGAAAGAUCCAUGGCCCUGAUGGCAAGUUAUGACAUUAAGGAGAUGUUUACAUCCUUGCCUCACAAGGAAAUCUCCCUGGCCGUGGAUUGGCUGCUACAGCAGUGGGAGAAGAAAGGGGUCUAUAAACUGAGUCUCAGCAGGAGAGGCCGAGUGGUGGUCCUUAACCACAGAAGUCUAGGACAAGGGUAUGUAUGCGUGAAGUUUUCCCAGAUUAGACAGAUGGUCAGUUUUGAGUUGGACAAUGCAUAUAUCACAUGCAGGUCGGCUAUCCUUAAGCAGCGUGUGGGAAUCCCGAUGGGGAAGAACUCCAGCCCAGCGCUAGCCUGUAUAUUGUGUGCUAAGUACGAAGUCGACUUUCUCGCAUCUCUAGGUGCAGACCAGCGGCUCGUACACGGGGUCAGACUUGUGGACGAUGUCACAUUGGCGGUCGCGUGUGGCAUGGAUGAUCUGGAGAGUGUAGCAGCAGCCGUGGAUGUCCGCCGGAUGUUUGCGGCAGCGAAUGGGGAGCAGCUGAAGUUGAUACGAACUGAUGAUGAUUCGAAUUCAUGGGAUUUUCUGGGUACCAAGAUUACGGCGGUACCUGGCCCUAUCAACUUCCUGAUCCGGCCCAGGCAUAAGAACGAAGAUCAGAACCUUGGCGAACCCCUUCCUUUUAGGUGUUUUCAAGAUUUCAGCUCAUACUCAGACAAGAGAUUGAAGAUGGGGACGGUGAUGGCAGCACUCUACAGAAUCAGAGACCACGCAAGCGACCCAGCAGCAGCCGUACCCGCAACAUUGUCUAUCAGCAUUGAGCUCAGGCGCCGGGACUACCCCCCGGCGCUCUUCUUCAAUGCUCUGGCUAGAUUUGCCAAGGCCACCGGUUCGUUYGGUACAGCGUUGGAAACGCUGACCGGGCAACUGGUUACAUGCCUGUACCAUGAAWCUAAGGUACCUGCCAAUGAGCAGGAAGCUGAGGAAAGAGGAUAGUGGGGUAAUGGUGAGGAACAUACAGGGGUAGAUGGGUUAGAAACCCGGUAGACCGGGGUGUNUGCCAAUGAGC
Molecule: messenger RNA, 4483 nt
Organism: Chara braunii
Lineage: Eukaryota; Viridiplantae; Streptophyta; Charophyceae; Charales; Characeae
Source: the annotation of a GenBank genome assembly